This is a messenger RNA of Halichondria panicea, 1507 nucleotides long. RefSeq lists its product as uncharacterized. The record is from RefSeq and is a predicted model, not a curated record. Lineage: Eukaryota; Metazoa; Porifera; Demospongiae; Suberitida; Halichondriidae. The coding region runs from base 195 to 1172 and encodes 325 amino acids. The transcript has 2 exons.
CUCGUACAUAUAUGUACAUGAAUGCAUUGUGAUGAUCACUGUAACUCGAGCUAGUACCCCACUCUUAUUACAGCACGCAUUGUAUACGUAUGUAUGCCCUAUUAUGUACACAAACUGCAACCUUUGAGCAAACUUCUGGACGGACUGAUCAAUAGAACAGUUUUCCAGUAGCUAUAAUUAUAACCAUUGAGAGAAUGGAGUCUGACCAGGACAUAGCCACGCUGAUAAAAAAGAACAAAGAACUGACCAAAGAGAACAAUAAACUGAAACAGCAAGUGCAGUCAAAAACAUAUCAAAUAGAAGUACUUCAACACAAGCUUCAUGUCAAGGAAGUGUUACUGAGGGAAUCAGAUAUUUCGAAAAAUGAUGCAAAAGAUGUUCUUGAAGAUAUGAAAGUGGAAAUGGAGCGGAUCGGAAAGAGGAUUACAAAACAUCUUUUUAGAUUGAAAGAUCCACCACUCAACGAAGUUAUUGUUCCGAUGAAGAGGGCUGAAAGUUUAGAGAGCGUCAGUGUUGUGCCAAAAUCAACUUCAGAGGACUCAAGAUCGGAGACUGAGUGCACCACCAUAGAUCAUCAGGAAGAGACGAGCAAUGACAAGCGAUAUCAAUACGAACCCAAAGACUCAGACAUUGAGAGCGAUCAAGCGUCUUCAAUACGAAGUGUAAAGACCGUUAUACGCAAGAGAAUCUCCAGAGCAGUGGACAACCUAGAUGGGACACUGCAAAGUACAGCCACGAGUAAACACGGUAUUGAAGAUAUUCCCGCUAUAAAAGUUGAACAACCUCUACGUGUACAGCCAACUAGGAUUACUGAAACUAGUGAUGAACAAAGCGAUGAACUGGCAACCCAAUCGGACACUAAUAGCAGUACUCUCUUUACACGUCCAGUGCAAGUGAAGAGCCCAUCUGGAAGUGAGCUAAGUGAUGCCGUGAGCACAGAUGCUAAGGUACUGAAAUCUAGGCCAUCACGUCACACCAAGGAGCUAGUUGCACAACCACUACUCACACAACUUAUGCAAAGAUCAGAAUUGGGAGUAUUGAAGGAGCCCUUUACUUCAGCUGGUUGUGAAACAGAAGAUAGAAAACCUACAGCUACUCAACCAGAUGAAAAUUGUGAUUUCAUGCGUACAUUUAACAAAAUAACACAAAAGUCUCGACCUCCACAAUCAUAGUAUGUCAUUAUAUACCUUAGAGACACAGUGUAUAGACUAGUGUCGGCUAUAGUUCUCAAUUAUUGAAUAGCUUUGCAGCUAAUCGUCGAACAUGAAAAGGUUCAAUAAUUCAAGUUAGCUAAUUCGUCCAUUCCAUUUAGACUCUAACGAUCCACAGCCAGUCGGACAGAAGGAGUACUUCGUAAACUUUUCCCAUUCUAACCAGAUGCACCAGCCACCUACAUGUAGAUCUACAGUUUUUAGAACUAUCGCAUCAUAAAUAGCCUUAUAUAAUAUGAAAGCAACGAAGGUACUGAUGCCUCGGUGGAAUGCCAAAGCUACAUAAUAUAAAGCUA